CUCACUCUCAUCUUCCAGCUAUGGCGUCUUCUCAGUUUCUCCAAUUCAUCGACCAGAAUGCCCAGAAAUUCAUCGGAAGACUAGCGGAGGCUGUGGCGAUCCCUAGUGUGAGCGGAGACGGAUCCCACCGCCCCGACGUCUUCAAGAUGUCUGCCUGGCUCGAUGGUCAGCUCAAGGGUCUCGGCGUCACCACGAAGCUCGUCGACCUCGGCAAGCACGUCAUGGACGGCCAGGAGCUGCCUCUGCCGCCCGCGAUCCUCGGAAGGAUCGGCGAUGAUCCCAAGAAGAAGACUGUGCUCGUGUACGGUCACUACGAUGUUCAGCCGGCGAACAAGAGCGAUGGCUGGGACACCGAGCCCUUCAAGCUCGUGGUUGACGAGCAGACCGGGCGACUUAUCGGGCGCGGAUCUACGGACGACAAGGGGCCCAUCCUUGGGUGGCUUAACGUACUUGAAGCGCACAAGACUCUCGGCAUCGAACUGCCCGUCAACAUGCGCUUCUGCUUUGAGGGAAUGGAGGAGAACGGCAGCGAGGGUCUGGACGAUCUCAUCAAGACCGAAGUCACGAAGGGCAAGGAGUCCUGGUUCGACGGUGUCGACUGCGUGUGCAUCUCGGACAACUACUGGCUGAACUCGCGCACACCUUGUAUCACGUACGGUCUCCGCGGGCUCGUGUACUUCAAGCUCAGCGUCUCGGGCCCCGCGCGCGACCUGCACUCUGGCGUGUUCGGUCGAAUGGUGCACGAGCCGAUGACGGACCUCAUCCAGGUAAUGAGCAAGCUCGUCGCGGCCGACGGCACGAUUCUUGUCCCCGGCGUCGAUGACAUGGUCUCGGUCGCGGAUGAUGAGGAGCGGAAGAUCUACGAGAAGCUGGACUACUCGGUCCAGGAUGUAGAGGACGCGGUCGGCGCACCCAUCACACUCUCGGACGACAAGGUCACUGUCAUCAUGGGCCGCAUGCGCCAGCCAUCGCUCUCGCUUCACGGUAUCGAGGGCGCGUUCUACGGGGCGGGCGCGAAGACGGUCAUCCCGGCUUCCGUUUCGGGCAAGUUCUCGAUCCGCAUCGUGCCCCCGCAGACGCCCGAGAAGAUCGAGCCGCUUGUUGUGCAGUAUGUCGAGCAGGAGUUUGCGAAGCUGAACUCGAAGAACAAGCUCAAGAUCGAGAACCUGCACGAUGGCCGGCCGUGGCUCGCGGACUACAAGCACUGGAACUACGAGGCUGCGCGUCGCGCGACUGAGGCGGUGUACAAACAGACUCCCGACUUGACUCGCGAGGGUGGCUCGAUUCCUGUGACGCUCACCUUCGCGGAGAGCUUGGGUGUGAACGUUCUACUGCUCCCGAUGGGCCGCGGCGACGAUGGCGCACACUCUACGAACGAGAAGCUCGACCGCUCGAAUUUCAUCGAAGGGAGCAAGCUCCUCGGCACGUACCUCUACGAGGUCGCCGCGUCGAAGGCAUGAAGAUAGACACCGAUGUGUGGAUCGGCGAGACACGUACGAAGUUGGAAACGUCAGAAUAGGAAUGUAUCAAUGUACGUCGUCCAGGUGUUGUGCUUGUAGUGCUAAGAUCGCAGAGUGUAUCCACUGUUGUAUCACUGGCCCCUCUUGCAAUGCAGUGUAUUCUUUAGGGCUCUGGAGACGUGGCCAC
Molecule: messenger RNA, 1647 nt
Organism: Trametes versicolor FP-101664 SS1
Lineage: Eukaryota; Fungi; Basidiomycota; Agaricomycetes; Polyporales; Polyporaceae
Product: CNDP dipeptidase
Exons: 8
Coding region: 21-1460 (479 amino acids)
Biological process (GO): proteolysis
Molecular function (GO): metallodipeptidase activity
Source: RefSeq, a predicted model, not a curated record